Molecule: messenger RNA, 4508 nt
Organism: Chionomys nivalis (European snow vole)
Lineage: Eukaryota; Metazoa; Chordata; Mammalia; Rodentia; Cricetidae
Gene: Nek4
Product: NIMA related kinase 4
Exons: 15
Coding region: 147-2492 (781 amino acids)
Biological process (GO): protein phosphorylation
Molecular function (GO): protein kinase activity; ATP binding
Source: RefSeq, a predicted model, not a curated record
CGUCCGGGUGGGCCGGGCCUCGAAGCUCCUGGCCCUGUGGGGCUGCGUUUAUGGAGGACUUAACCUCCUGUCGGGCAUGAGCGGGACUUCCCGCCGCUUUUCUCGCCGCUGCCGCAGCUUGCGGACGGUGGGCCACCUCCGGGAACAUGCCCCAGGCUACCUACUGCUACGUGCGGGUCGUGGGCCGGGGCAGUUACGGGGAGGUGACGCUCGUGAAGCAUCGGCGCGACGGCAAGCAGUAUGUCAUCAAAACACUGAACCUCCGAAAUGCUUCCAACCGUGAGCGCCGAGCUGCGGAGCAGGAAGCUCAGCUCCUGUCUCAGCUGAAGCACCCCAACAUCGUCACCUACAAAGAGUCGUGGGAGGGAGGAGAUGGUCUGCUCUACAUCGUCAUGGGCUUCUGCGAAGGAGGUGAUCUGUACCGGAAGCUCAAGGAGCAGAAAGGGCAGCUUCUGCCUGAGAGUCAGGUGGUGGAGUGGUUUGUACAGAUUGCCAUGGCUUUGCAGUAUUUACACGAGAAACACAUCCUUCAUCGAGAUCUGAAAACUCAGAAUGUCUUCUUAACAAGAACAAACAUCAUCAAGGUGGGCGACCUGGGCAUUGCCCGAGUGUUGGAGCACCACAGCGACAUGGCAAGCACCCUCAUUGGCACUCCCUAUUAUAUGAGCCCUGAGUUGUUCUCAAACCAACCCUACAACUAUAAGUCUGAUGUUUGGGCUUUGGGAUGCUGUGUCUAUGAAAUGGCCACCCUGAAGCACGCUUUUAAUGCAAAAGACAUGAAUUCCUUAGUUUAUCGGAUUAUUGAAGGAAAGUUGCCACCAAUGCCAAAAGUUUAUAGCUCAGAGCUGGCAGAGCUGAUCCGAACAAUGCUGAGCAGGAGACCUGAAGAGAGACCCUCUGUGCGGAGCAUCCUGAGGCAGCCUUAUAUAAAACACCAAAUAUCCUUAUUUUUGGAGGCCACAAAGGCAAAAACUUCCAAAAAUAACGUUAAAAACUGUGACUCCAGAGCCAAGCCUGUAGCUGCUGUAGUUUCCAGAAGGGAAGAACCGGAUUGUGAAGUGAUGCACUCCCAGCCCUGCUCUUCUGAGAGCUCCACUGCACACGCCAUGGGUGAAGAUAAGUGUUUAUCCCAAGAGAAACCAGUGGCCGUUGAUCCCUUGAAAUCACCUGCUAGCCUCAAAGGCCACAGUGGCAAACCUGUCAUGAACAAUACGGCAGAGUCAUUUGCUACAAUCAGUAGAAUAAAUAUCGAUAUCUUGCCUGCAGAAAGGAGGAACUCAGCAAAUGAUGACAUAGUUCAGGAGACUCAACCAAGACAGUCGGAUGCCUCUGAUGAAGUAGACAGUCAAUUCAGUAUUUCUCAAGACAGGAAGGAGAGAUUCCUGGGUGAUACCAAGUCCAGUGAUCAGCCUGGAAGUCUGCUUCCCAGACGGUCCUCUGAUGAUUGUGAUGGGGAAGAAAAUGAACUGGUGGUGAAGGACCAAAAGCCAGACCAGGAUCAAGUUACUGGUGGAUGUGUGAUAGAAAAACAGGACAGCAUCCCCCCAAGAUUCCAGCCACACAGCUCUGUGUCUGAACCUUCCGUAUCUCGACAGCGAAGGCAGAAAAAAAGAGAACAGACUGACCAUGAUCAGGCAAAGAGCCAGUUCCAGGAAUCACCCCCUUGGCCUUUGCCUUCUCUCCCUCCUGUUGGAAAAGUGGAUAUCAUAUCAGCACAACUAAAGGAUGGAAACCAAAGGCAGCCUGUGGCCAGCUCUGUAGACAGUUCAAGGGUCAGUUCAUCGUCGUUGUCCAAGGAUCGACCGCUAUCAGCCAGAGAGAGGCGGCGACUAAAGCAGUCACGGGAAGAUGCACUCCCCUCAGGCCCUUCAGUCCGGAGAACUCACAGUACAGCGGAGCCAGUGAAACCACAAGAAGACGACCAGCCUACCCCUGCCCAACGAUUUUCUUCUGACUGCAGCAUCCCUCAGGAAAAGAGACUGACACAUGGUCUGUCUGAGGAUGAGUUAAGUUCCUCUACAAGCUCAACUGACAAAUCAGAUGGGGAUUCAAGGGAGGGGAAAAGUCAUACGAAUGAAAUGAGUGACUUGGUACAGCUGAUGACUCAGACUCUUAAGCUGGAUUCUAAAGAGAGCUGUGACGAUCUCCCAGUGCUAAACCCAGUGUCAGAAUUCAGACUUCAUGGGAAGUAUCGUGACACGCUGGUACUUCACGGCAAAGUUGCAGAAGACGCAGAGCUUCACUGCAAAGAGCUGCCUUCAGCUAUCAUACCAGGUUCUGAGAAGAUCAGGAGAAUAGUUGAAGUCUUGAGAGCCGAUGUAAUCCAGGGCCUGGGGAUUCAGCUUCUAGAGCAGGUGUAUGACCUUUUGGAGGAGGAGGAAGAUGAAUUGGAGAGAGAGGCACGAUUACGGGAGCACAUGGGCGACAAGUAUGCAACUUACAGUGUGAAAGCUCGCCAGCUGAAGUUUUUUGAAGAAAAUGUGAAUUUUUGAGAUUUGUUCUAAUGUGCUGCCAGAACUAAAGACUAUUUUCAAAGGUUUUUCAUCUAAACAACAACAACAGGUCGUUUCAGUUAUUCAGAGGCUACUCACUCGCUGUCUUCAGUGUCUCUUUGGGGCUUCUUACUAUGAAACAUGAGAUGGAGUAGACUCAUGUGAAACAAGUUCACAGAGGAAAAAACAAACUUGGGAUAUCAUUUUAUUUUUAUGGAGAAAAAUGUUAUAUUUGUUUGUUACUAUUUACUGAGCCUUAAGCCAACAUUAUACCUAGUUUAUUUUUUUUUAAAGAUAUUAACUAGCUUGAAAUGGGGCCAGAAAACAUUGGAUUAUAUUGUACUACAGUGAGAAAAAACAACUGACAUCUCGUAAUAUGUGGUAUUGUUUAUAACCUUAGAGAGUAGUGAUGUUUAUUCUCUAAUGUCAACUUAGUAUACUAUUCUGGGAAUAGAUUUAAAGAACAUGGCCGGGCGGUGGUGGCGCACGCCUUUAAUCCCAGCACUCGGGAGGCAGAGACAGGCGGAUCUCUGUGAGUUCGAGAGCAGCCUGGUCUACAAGAGCUAGUUCCAGGACAGACUCCAAAACCACAGAGAAACCCUGUCUCAAAAAAAAAAAACCAAAAAAAAAAAAAACCAAAAAACAAAAAAUCCCAUGAAGUUCUGUGUUGCAUUUGAACAACUUUUUUGCAUAUAAAUGAACUUUUAUAAUAUUUUCAUUUAAUUUGAAUCUUAGUGAGGUUCAGUCUUUAGACUCUUAGGAUGCUUGUGCCAUCUAAAGUAUAGAUUUGUGACUCAUUUCUUUUUUCUAUCAGCAAAAACAUCUCUUAAAUGUGAAUUCCUCUUCAGCUAAGCAGUGUCCAAGGAAAGCCCAGGUCCUUAGUUCUAUUGGAUGCAGGCAAUGUUUUUCUUUAUGUAUAAUGAAGUGUCGGUUGAGUUUCUAGGUUUGUUUUUGUUUGUUUGUUUUUUGUUUUGUUUUUCGAGACAGGGUUUCUCUGUGGCUUUGGAGUCUGUCCUGGAACUAGCUCUUGUAGACCAGGCUGGUCUCGAACUCCCAGAGAUCCUCCUGCCUCUGCUGCCUCCUGAGUGCUGGGAUUAAAGGCGUGCGCCACGACUGCCUGGCUGAGUUUCUGUAUUUUAAAUGUAUAACUGUACAGCUAGAUGCAGUGGUGCACACUUAAAUCUUAGCAUUUGAGAAACAUAGGGAGGUGGGUCAUGAGUUCAGGCUAGGCUGGAUGACUAAGUUCAAAGCCAGCUCAUACUAGAGACCCUCAUCGCAAAAAUAAAAGUCAUAAUUGUAUAUCACAUGUUAUGUUAGUUACUUAAUAAGUAAUGGUCAUGCAGAAAGAUUUUUACAAAUAAAAUACAAGUCUUUGGUAAAUUUUCAGUGUUUAAGAUUAAUUUUAUGAGUGUGUAUCUGUGUGUGCGUGUAAAUAUGUGUGACGUGUGUGCGCCUGCCUGAGGAGGCCAGAAGAGGAUUUUGGAUCCCCUGGACGUGGCUUUGCAGGUAGGUGAUUGUGAGCCACCUGAUGUGGAUGCUGGGAACUGAACCCAGGUUUUCUACAAGAGCAGCAGGUUCUCUGAACUGCUGAGCCAUCUCUUCAGCCCUACCACCAUUUUAUUUAAAGGACUGAAAAUUACUCCAAAUGUUGUUUGUCUGUUUCCUCAGACAGGUCUCACUGUGUAGCUCUGGCUGUCCUGGCUGUCCUGGCUGUCCUGGAACUUGCUAUGUAGACCAGGCUGGCCUCAAACCCACAAGAGAUCCACCUGCUUCUGAGUGCUGGUUUUAAAGGCCUGCACCACUGGCUCCAAAUGUUUUGUUUGUAAGGGAAAAAGAUUAUUUGCUUUGAGAAUUACACUGUAGCAGGAAUAAUAAAAACCCACAGAUAUUGGGGUUUAACCUAACGAUCAGAAAAGCAAAGCAGCCAACCACCAGAGAGACCUUAUACUUCUAACCAAAUUUUCACGCCGAAAAUUCCACAAUCAGUAAGCUCUUGUCUUUUCCCCUUUAUAUUCC